UCUCUCUCUAUACCUUAUUUAUAUGUAACAGCAAACUUCUGGCGUUGUUUCAAUUUAAACCGAAACAAAAACGUUUAAGUAUUUUCUCUAGUGCUUGUUGUAAAUCCAUUAAAAAGUUGGUGAAAAAUGAGCUAUGACAGUUAUUUAGAUAUAUGUUUGGCAAAGUAUCAGAAUCCAGACAGAACCAAAACUGAAGUUAAAGAGGUUAUGUCGGCAUUUCAAGACUUCAGGCCAAAGUUUGAAGAAUUUAAAACUUCACCUGAUGAAACAAAGCUUCUGCUCCAUUUGCAUGGAACAGUUCCCGCAAUUUGGAAAGGUAAUACGUAUAAUACACCUAUAGCUGUAUGGAUAUCAGACGAACACCCUAACACGGCGCCGACGGUGUUCGUCACAGCUUCAACGUCCAUUAUCCCCAAAUGGUAUAUGGAUAUAAAUGGAAAAGUAUAUACAGGAUACAUAAAACAGUGGAACCAAAACUCUUCAUUACUGGAACUUAUUUCUGAUUUGGUAGAAGUGUUCGGCCAAACAAUACCAUUAAGUCACUACAUAUCUAGUUCGGAUGAUCGAUCGAAAUCCAUUGAGGAUCUUCAACUUUCCAACUAUAAAGACCCAGAAAAGACCAAACGGGAUGCUCUUAGAAUUACUGAAUUCUUUUCAGAUAUCAGGGUGUUAUUUGGAGAACAAAAUUUUCCAGACGGGACAAAAAAGCAAAAACUAUCCUUAAGUGGAACAGUGCCCGUCGAAUUUCAGGAUUCUAUGGACACUAUCCCUUUGUUUAUAUCUUUGAUGGAACAACACCCUGGCGAGGCACCUAAUGUUUCUGUAAAACCAGCUUCUAAUAUGGUGGUAAAUGAAAAGUGUGCUUAUGUUGAUCAGACGGGGCUAGUAAAAACUCCUUACCUUACAGGAUGGAAACAUCCAAACUCUGACCUUGUGGGAUUAUUACAAGACUUAAUUGUAAAGUUUGGGAAAAUGCCACCGCUGUUAAAAAAAACAUCGGCCACCGUAAAUAUCUUACAAGGUACAUGCUGUCCAGGAUCGAGUAAUAGCUAUCCUAACAACGGUAGCGUUCCGGGAAGACCACCACACGAAGGAAACAGCUACAACACAGCGACUGAUGACGCUAGGAAGUAGUUGGACGCCGUAAAUAGUGAUAAAGUACUCAAAGAGCCUGUCAAAGAUGACGAUUUGUGUAUAAUCUGUACUUUAUUACGUCUGGGAGAGAUUUCGUGUAGAAUGGAAGAGAAAGUUUUGUAAAUUAAUAGACACAACAGAAAAAUGAUUUUACAAAACAAAAAUUAAUAUUUAGAAAUGAUGAAAUUAAAGAGCCUCCAGAUGACGGGACUAUAAAUAAUUUUAUUAGAUUAAUAUUCCAUUUGAUGUAGCCUGAUUAGAAUUUUUACUUAUUCUGACUCUGUGUAGUGUUUAUCAACUACGACAGCGAUUCUGAUUUACAUAUAACGUCACAUGAGUGCUUAUUCCGGAAAUAAAAUUCUGAAUGUAAACACAGUGCCCGUUCUUUACUUGUAUUGUUUGACAAAUUUGAUCGUAUCUCGGCGCUAUGUCCACAGUAUCGGAUUUCCCGGAUAACCGAUUCCAUCGCAUUUGACCCACUACUAAUCUACAUGAGUUUGUUACACAACUUUCAGAAGUUUUAUUGGAACUUCAGACAGCUCGUUGGUAUAAUGAGUUGCAUCGAGUCACCGGUUUGAGUGGAAAUGGUCGAAAUAAGCAUAGGACAGAUAAAAUUUUCAAAGAUUCCUACGCUAAUGAACAUUAUUGUAACAUUAAUUUACCAUUGCUUCAUAGUCUUCUCAGAGUUUAGGUGCGGUGUUGCACCAAUAAAGUUACAGACAGGUCGAUAUGAAAAUCUUACAGAAAUUCAAAGAAUAUGUCAGUUGUAUUAUAAUUGUACUGAAUCAGAGCUCCAUGUUUUGCUAAAAUGCCCAAUGUAUGUAAGGGAGAGACAAAUACAGUUUUAUAAAGUCUGAAUAUUAGUAUAAUUUCAAUGUGUUAAAUGAUUCAGAAAAAUCCUAAUAUGAUUAGAACAACUGCAGAAACUAUUUAUAAUAUGUUGAUCACUUGAAACAAUGCUCAUACAGUAUGUCUUUAGCCAUUAAGUAAUGUUUUAAAUUAUGUCUAUACAAUUUAUGCUGAAAUGUAUCAUUGUCACAAUUUUUGUAUGCUCUGUAAAGUGUAAGUUUUUACCUAUUACUUAAUGUUUUAAUUCUUUUAGUAUGCAUAAUGUAUGCUGAAUUCGUAUCCAUCGCUACUUCGUGUUAGAAAUUGCUUGCUUAACCGUUUGCAACAAGAUUCCUGUGGUGAUUUUCUUCUUACACAAAUUCAACAAUUAAUAUCAUUUCAACCUGGUAAUGUUAUAAAGUGGCUGCAUGAUUAGCAAGGAAUAUCUAAACCUUUAUAUUAAAGAGUUGGUGUACAAAUAUGUAAAAUUUUGUAGUCUCUCACAAUUCUAUUUCCAAAGUACGAUAUUAAUAAAAUGUAAGUAUUGAUUUCAUGAAUUGUACAAUGAUACCAUUUAAAUAAAAGAUUAAACUACUAUUACACAAUUGGUAUUGUACACUUCCUUUGAAUGAGUGGAUUGGCAACGCGAUAAGUGUCAAACAGAUUUACACAUAACCGGUUGUUUUUUCCCAGCUUGUUUACAAUAUCAUUCAUUUACAUGUGUUUAGAGGAACCGAACAAAAUAUGUUGGCAUCAAAGUCAUAUCCGAUAAAGAAUAAAAUCACAUGUUCUGAUCAUUUUCAGAAUGACAAUUAACCUCGGUUAUACAAUACUUUUAUAUGAACUAUUUCAAGACCUCUUUAUUUACCAAUAGAUAAUAAUAUUUCAAAA
Molecule: messenger RNA, 2853 nt
Organism: Ruditapes philippinarum (Manila clam)
Lineage: Eukaryota; Metazoa; Mollusca; Bivalvia; Venerida; Veneridae
Product: tumor susceptibility gene 101 protein-like
Exons: 11
Coding region: 127-1134 (335 amino acids)
Biological process (GO): endosome to lysosome transport; protein transport; protein modification process
Cellular component (GO): ESCRT I complex
Molecular function (GO): ubiquitin binding
Source: RefSeq, a predicted model, not a curated record